GUAAAUGCAUCAGUUGCGGAUGCGGUUACGGGAGUAUGCAGAUGCAGUUGGUAGCAGUUUUAAAUGUUAUUAAUCGAUUUGUCCGACUGGUAUACCAACGUUAGAUAUUGGUGCGUUUGCAAGAUACUUAUAAUUGGUUGACUACCAAAUACAAUAUCGAUUAAAUAAUAAAUUAACAAUAUUAAUAUUUUUUGUAAUUAUAAAAUAUUUAAAAUCAUAUUAUUAUAAAUAAUAUAAAAACUAUAUUUAUAAAAUCAUAGUAUCAAAAUUUUAGGGCAUUUAAACUUUGGUGGAAGAAUGUACAUUUCAUCAAAUAUCCUAGAUACCCAAACCCAUUAUACGUAUCAGUGAAACACGAUGAAACUUUGUUUUUUUUUUGUAACUGGAAAAAGACUUUGUUGUAUUGGGUUUUUUUUUGGUCUAAAUGUUAAAAUUUGUACAAUUUUCUAAGUUUUACAUUAUUGUGGUGCACAACUUAUUACAAAGAGAGUAGAAAGAGAGAGAUAGUUUAAAGGGGAAUACAUUAACUAAAGGAGGAUACAAAUCAAAAAUAGAGGUCAAGCAAGGAAGGAGGAGCAGUCGAGACUUGAGGAAAAGACAACAACCUGUCUCGCAUACACUGAUCGACCACCCUGAAGAAGGCCUACUGAGAUAGCUGAGUGUUCGUGAAGAUCCUUGCAUUACGUUUGCACCAGAGAUGGUAAAUGAUGACCUGGUUGAGAAGCUUCAUCAGCAAUAUCGCAGGACCUGGUAAAUGUUGUGUUGGUUUAUAUGGAUUAAACUCUGAUAAAACCAUAAAUUUGAUGGGUUUAAUUGUAGAUGGCUGUAGUAUAAGUAGUUUUGGAGGAUGUUGCUUUGCGUGACCAGAUGCUAAUUGGCAUUGGUCAUGAAUACACACACUUGUUUGAGAAUCCAAACCAUUUUAAGGAACCGUAUUUUUUUUGGGAUCCCGAUUAUUUGGACCAGUCUUCCUAUCACUUAUUUUGGUUUUGUUAUUGUGUUUUUCAGAAGUAUUUCAUUCUCAUGUUUCUUUAGUUCGAGUUGAUAUUUUCCUUUUCAUGUUUUAUAAUGAAAUUUAUUUUCAUUAAUAUUAAAAAAAGGAAAAAUUCCAUAAAAAUACCUCAACUAAAUUUUGUUAAGCUUUUUAAUACCUAAACUUUUUUGCUAUCCAGUUUAACAACCAAACUAAUUAUUUUGCUCAUUUUAAUACACUUACUUUUUAAAAUGAGAUCAUUUUAAUACCUAAAGUAUGCUCAUUUUAAUAAUAUGUUUCAAACAAAACUUAGAAAAUCUCUAAAAUUUAAAAACAAAUUGUAAAAUUUUCAAAUUUUAUUUUAACUUUUAAGAAUUAAAGUCAAUAAUUAUGGAUAAUCUUAAACUUUUUCAAAUAUUAGUUUUAGGUUUAAAACUCAUUUAUUUAUUUUAUUCAAAAUGAUUUUUAUAAAUUUUAAAAUAUUAUCCAAAAAAAUUAAUUUAUUGUUAAAAUCUCAAAAACUUUUUUUGGAAAUUUUAAUAUUUAAUUUUGAGUUUUAUAUUUUAAAAAUAUUUUGUUUAAAAGUUAUUAAUAUUCUUGAUUAAAAUUAGUAUAGUUUGAGGAUUAAAAUGGCACAGUUUUAAAAGUAGGUGUAUUAAAAUGAGCAAAAAAUUAGUUUGAGUAUUAAACUAGGUAGCAAAAAAAUUUAGAUAUUAAUAAUCUUAACGAAAUUUAGUUGGGGUAUUUUUAUGGAUUUCUUUCUAAAACAAAACACCUUAAAAUCCAGCCUAUUAGUGGUAACUGGAAAAUAGUAACAAAUAAAAAGAUAUCCUCCUUUCAACUUCAUAAUAAAUGAUACCAUUUAUUUUAAUAUUUUUCAUUUCGCUAUGAAGAUAUUUAUGUAGUAACAAUAUAUUUUUAUACUGAUAUUAACUUAAUCUCCACGAUUUUUAUCUUUACUAUUGAAAAGAUUUGGUUUUAAAAUACUGUAAACUCUAUAAAUGUAUGACAAUUAUAUUCUACAAUAAUAUUGUUCAAUUAUAAAAAUUGUGACCUAGACUAUUAGUAUAAAUAGUAGCACACUUAACUUUUAUCUUUUCAAGAUUCCAAAAAAAAAACAAGAGUAACCAUGUAUAACGUAAAAGAAAACUUUGUAAAAAAUAAUAAAAAAUCAAUUAUGAAAUAAAUAGUUAGGAAAUUUUUUUUAUCAUAAUCCUUUCAAUUUUUUUCAAAAUCAAAUUAAAUAAAAAAACACUUCAAAUCUUUUCAAAUUUUAAAAAUAAAUUUAAAAUCUUAUUUAAAUAUUUUAAAUAGAUCUAAAUGAUUGAUAACCCAAUUAGAUUCUAAACUAAUGAAUACUAGAGUUUAACUCGCACAUCCGUGUAGAUAUUUUUUAUUUUAUAAAUAUAUAACUUUGAUGCUAUCAUAAAUGUUUUAAGUAUAUGUUUUAUAUUAUAAUUUUAUAUAUUGUAUAACUCUAUAAUCUAUUUUUUUGGUUUCUGAUUUGAUAUUAUUAAGAUAUAGUGAUUUGUUUUAUACAUUUUACUUUCUUAUUAGAUAUUAUUACCUACUAAUAUAUUUUCGAAUUUGUUACAAUAAAUUCAUAAUCUGAAUAAUCAAUUAGAAAUUCUAUUUUAAAAUAUGUUUUUAAUAUCUACAUUAUGCAUUGCAUAUAUUUUUAAAAUUUAUUUAUUUAUACUAUAGAAAAUAUUUUCUUAGGAUAAUUUAUAUUUACCUGUUCUGUUAAAAAUACACUUUAAUGUCUGCCAUUGUAGUAUUUUGUAGAAUUGUUUAAGUAAAUAAAUUAGUUAAAAAAAUAUUAAGAAUAAGAUUUAUAAACUAAGUAAAUAGACACAUUGUCUAAUAAACUUAUUUAAAUCUAAUUCAAGCCCACAUAUCCAAAGUGAAACAUUUGCUGAAUUUUUAUAUUUUUAGCCAAAUGUAUAGCUUUAUAAGUUUUUUUAUUAUUCACUUUGGACCUCCAUUUCUCAUUCAAAACCAACUCCGAUUUUGACAUACGAGUACACUACUUCAUAGUGUCAAAUAUUCGGUUAUUCCACGAAUGUCUUCGCCCGAAAACUUUCCAAAAUGGUGUUAAACCAUUUCGUCAAAAGCGAGUUCCAACAUCUCUCUCUCUCAAAUUUUAUAGAGAGAGUCUUAGUUUCGUUUGUCGGAUUUUCUUCCGGCUCUUGACUCCCGGCAGAUUAGGCUUUGACUCUGGCAUCACAUGGCUUCCAAAGAGUCGUGGUGGCUGGCUUCCGUCUCUAGCAUCAUUGUUUUCCUUUCAGUGAUGAUGGCUACUUAUACACCGGUUCAUCCAUUUCCUUUUGUUUUAUUUAGUUGGAUCUUCGCUUCUCUGUCCACCAUCUUCGUUUCAGUUGAGGUUAUUGAUCUUUAGAUUGGAUGGCUUCAGUCCUUCCCCUCUUUGCUAGGGUCAAUUCAUAUUCUUGUGUAUCUUUAUCUUUAAAGAUGAAUAGUUGUUAAUUGUGCGGAUUGGUAGCUCUUUGAUGUUUUAGAUUGGUUUGUUUCCUCGUCUGGUGGCAGGGAUUGUCUCUGUGUAACCCUCAAUCGUCUUUAAUUUGGUCGUCGAAGCGUUCUCUGGCACCAAUGAGAUAGGUCUCCAGUGAAUGGAGAGCUCCAGGCUCCAACUUGAAUCUCUCAGCUGUGAUUUGGAGGAUGUGUCUGCGAUGCUUAACUCAGUCAAUCCCAUCUUUUCUUCUCAAUACACGUGGAAAAGGAGAAGGUUUUGUUUUGUCUUUUUUUUUCUUGAUUGGUUUAGUUGUUGGGCCUUUCAUAGACCUCGUGUUUUUAUGUUAAUUUACCUUUUCAUGGGCUUUUUAUAUUUUUCCUUCUUUGGGCUGUUGUAAUUGUUUUGGUUUUGUGAAUAAAAUACUAGAUGAAAAACAAAAUCUAAUUGUUUUUUUUGUCUAUAGUCAUGGUGUGACAGUAUUCUGCUGUGCCAAUGCUCGUGAAUCCGUGAUUGGUGACUUGACCGAAUAUGUUUCCCGAAUUUAUUUAAAUUGUGUAUUUAAUUUAGCAUAUGUCUUGUUACAUAUUCUAACUUUUUCACACAUUUUAAUAAAACACAUUAAAUUUGCAUAAUUUUUUGUGUUUAUCUUUGUUCCAUAAUUUUAAGCGAAUAAAAAUUUAGUAAGUGUAAUUAAGUUUUUUAAAAUUUGCAGUUAGUUAAUAAAACAUGUCUUGAAAAUGUAAAAAAUAGAUCUUUUUAAAACAAAUAUUUUUUCUAGAAUAUGUAAUAUUAAAGAACAGAUGGAGUACUACAGUGUAGUAUCUCAGGUAGACAAGUUUCAUAUUCUAAUCUAUAUUAAUUUCUAAAUAUGAAUUGCCGGGGAUCUACCAGGAUGUUUCAUAUGCGAGUGUCCUUUGGUUUCCACGUAACUCAUACGUAAAUCACUGACGCCACAAAUCUCGAGUCGUGUCAAGAAUCAUGAAUAUUCAAAGGGCACUUUAGACAUUUCCUGAACUCAAGACUCAGAUCCAUGAACAUAUAUAAAGGCUACAACGCCUCAAAAGAUAUAAACAAACCCAAACAACACUUCACCACUAUCUCAUAAUCUCUCAGUUCCUCUUUCUAACAGCCGUAAAUGACAGAAAUUCAUAAGUACAUGAUCGAGAACCCUAUGUUCGUACCAUACAAGCCAGAAAGACGAUAUUAUAACUCUUCUUCGUUGCUCUCCAUCCUAUUAUCGACACUCACUUACGUUUUGAUCUUUUACGUUUUUGAAAUAUCUCCAUCGUCCGUCUUCAAAGAUACAAAGGUUUUGUUCUUCAUAUCCAACACUCUUAUCCUUAUAAUCACCGUUGAUUAUGGCGCUUUCACUGGCAAGGAGAGGCACGACUUUUACGGUGAAUAUACUGCGGCGGCGGCAGCAGCGAUGAGACUCCGUGCAGAUAGCUAUACUCCAGUUCCCGUCUUCACAUACGGAGAAAACUCUAAGAACAACCGUAACGAUGUUGGAAUUAAGAACACUAAUGAAGAAGAGCCGAUGGUAAAAGAUAUUGUGUGUGUUUCAUUGCCUCCUGAGAAAAUAGUGAGCGAGGAAAAGUUGAGAGAAGAUGUAGCAAUAGAGGAAUACAAAACGGUUAGUGAAAAAAGUAAUGCCGUUAACGAAGAAAAUUGCAAAGCAAGAAACCAUGUGAACCGAAAAUCUUAUGGACGAACUAAAUCAGAUAAACCACGGCGGGUUAAGAUAACCGAAGAUACAAAGGCCAAACGUAGAAGCUAUCGUCGAAGCGAAUCUGAUAGCUCGAAAUGGAUGGUUGUUUCGCAGAAAUGGGAGAAUGUUGAAGAGGAAUCUGAAGAGUUCCCAAAGAUGUCGAACGAGGAACUGAACAGAAGAGUCGAAGACUUCAUCCAGAAGUUCAAUAGACAGAUAAGAUUACAAUCACGAGUUUCGUCUACAUGAUUUAAUUGCUCAUAGUAUAAUAAUGCUAGUAAGAGCUUUUAUUUUUUGUUUUUAUAAAGACUUUGUGAUGGGAUGACUAUUUUUGCAGUCGUCGGUGGAAAUUAAUAAACGACAUGAAAAGUAUCAUAUAAGUGACGACUGUAAAUAUUUGAUCCGUUGUUAGAAACAGUGUACUGUAUUUUAUCCCCUGAUUUUAUCCAAAACAUGAUAGUAUUGGUUAAUUAUGUUACAUGUGUCAAGAUUUGAUUAUUUGAAAGUGAGAAAUAUUUUUUUAAUAAUUAUCCGUUAGAGCUUGUAAACAAAGUUUAGAAUGAUCAAACUUGAGGCCUAUAAUUUUCCUCCAACUUAAGUACAAAGAGAGGAGUAAGAUGAAAAGUAAUAAGAUAUGUUGUUGGUAAAAAGGUAAAAUUUCUUCGAAUCUCCAGACAUUAAUGAAUCUAUUGUCGUUUCGAUAAUUAAUUUUGAAAAAUACUUAAGAUAUGAAAAUGACUAGAAAAAAAUAGAGACAACGAGUAAGGGUUUAACUGGAUUCGGAUCAGAUUUGUAAAAUCAUUUCCACGAAAAAUGGAUCACAAAAAUUAAUCAUUCGAGACUUGGCGAAUAAUUCGAGAGGAACAGCCGGUAUGUGACUGGGCGUCGGGCGUUUGGUUUUGUAGAGCUACUCCAAAAUUUUCUUUCGUCAGCUGGAUUGCUAUGCGUAACAGACUUUCAACCAUGGAUAAGGUUUUGAGUUGAAACAGAGGUGUUAACACGGGUUGCGUUCUUUGCCAACAAGCAUUGGAGACUUGGGAUCGCCUAUUCUUUGAGUGCACUUACACCUCUCAAAUCUGGGGGAAGCUUGCCCGUGAUAUGUUUAAGCGACGUUACACCCAGAACUGGCCGGCAUUGAUUUUGAUCAUAUGGAAUGGAUCAACUGAGAAAAACUUGCAGUUCUGCACUCGUUACGCGUUCCAAACCGCUGUACACACAAUCUGGAGGGAAAGGAAUCAGCGUCAGCACGGGGGCACCGGCUCCUCAUCAAUCUCUCGGAAAGACAAUAGACAAGAGUGUUAGGAAUCGGUUGUUCCUGCUCCAGCGAACUGAUCCUAAGCACUUUGGAAACAUUCUAGCCUUUUGGUUUGGAAGUAGAUAAAUCAUGUAGUAUAGUUUUUCCAUUCAAACCCUGUUGCGCUUGAUGUACCAACUGUUUUUUUUAAAUUAAUUUAACAUUCAUACAAAAAAGAAGCAUGGUUAAAAACAUGGCUAACCUAAUUUCCAUUAAGUUCUUCCUCGUAUUAUACACUAAGUGAUUUUCUGUGCCCAUUGAUAUAUGGUGUUUUAUACAUCUUGUAUAUAUGCUUUUAAAUUGGUUUUCAAGUCUUUAUCGAGUCUUCCUAGUCCUUUUCGAGUCAUUACAGGUCUGGAGUUGCAUUGGAUGGGAGAUGAACCAGCUGGAACAAAAGAGGCAGAAAACAGUGCAAUUUGGUGAUUUUCACGCAGAACAGUCUUGAUGACUGUUCUGGAUAGCGGAGCAACCCGAGUGACUGUUCCGAGGGAGUGUUCCAGCGGCAGAGAUUUUUAAGGAAACAACAACUUAUUUCGGGAUUUGCCCUAAUCUCUCUAUUUUCUCUCCCAGCCGCCUGUGGUUUUGAUAUAUCUUCUUUUUCUAUUUUUCCUUAUCAUACUACGCUAGUUUACAGAGAGGAACCAGACCCAAAAACUCCAUUGUUGGAUUUGCUUAUUGUAAAGGGAGAAGGAUCUCUACACUCUUGAGAAGAAUCCUGAACCCUAUCUCUUUUAUUUUAUUGAUUCAGCAUGUUUUCUUCA
This is a messenger RNA of Brassica rapa (field mustard), 7206 nucleotides long. RefSeq lists its product as uncharacterized. The record is from RefSeq and is a predicted model, not a curated record. NCBI's taxonomy places the organism in Eukaryota, Viridiplantae, Streptophyta, Magnoliopsida, Brassicales, Brassicaceae.